AUGGGUCCUUUAAAAGUCGUCCUGUUGACCGAGUCUAAUUCGCUCACUGGAAAUGAUGCUCUACCAUAUAAAUAUUACGGACAAAAAUUAUGGGAAAAGAUUCAAUUAAUUGUUGAAGAACUUCAUUAUCGUUGUGAAUCAGUUGAUUUACAUAAACUCGAUUUUCAAGAACAUGAAUCAGUUAAUAAAUUUCUCAAUGCUGAUAUUGUUAUUAUGGAUGUUACAAAUCCGGAUCGACGUCCUACAUUCAUGUAUCAUAAAGGUAAUCGAGAAAGUAUGGAUUGUAUGGAUGAUAUUGUAUUAAUACAAGCCAGUGGUGUAGAAAAUGAUAAUGCUAUUCAAGAUCUCAAAACAACAUGUAAAAUAAAAUUAUUAAUUGUUUAUCGAUAUGAUGAAAGCAAAGAUGUUUUUUAUGAUACAACACAAUCAUCAUCUCCUCUCCCAUUACUUUACAAAAACGUUAAGUGCUUCUUAGAGCGAGCUGCUGAUAAUAUUCAAAAAGGACUUGCUGAUCGAUAUAUAUCUCGUAUGAAUACACGUAAACUUGAACUACAAGAUAGCAAAGCUUAUCAUGAUUUUUUAUGGAAUGAAGUAUGUUUUGAAAUGUUAAAUGAAACAAAUCAAGAAUAUGUAACACCUAAAUUAGUUACAAAAUUAAUGUAUGCUUUUCGAGAUAUUCAAGAUUAUGAAUCAAUGAUAAAAUUAAAUCAACGUUGUGAACAAUUAGGAGAAAUAGGAAAAAAAAUCAAAAAUAAUAUGAUGAUUUCAUAUUUAACUGCAUUUGCUCGUAGUCGACGAAAUCAACCUGGUGAUCGCGAUGAAGCAUUAACUAUUCUUGAACAUUUAUGUCAAACAAAAAAAACUGAAAGUGAAUUAUCAAAUGAUGUUAUCUGUUUAUGUGGAAGAAUUUAUAAAGAUAAAUUUACUGAAUCAUUUUGUCAAGAUAUAGAUUCUUUAGAAAAAGCUAUUGAAUGGUAUAGAAGAGGUUUUGCUGCUGAUCCAAAUAUUUAUGCUGGUAUUAAUUUACUUUUUCUAUUGGCAAUUAGAACUGAAGAUUUAAAACGAAAUAAUGAAGCAUAUAGAAUCAGUAAAUUCAAUGAAAAAAUGUCAAAAUAUCGAUUACAAACAAAUAUUUCUGAAGUUGAACCCAAAUUUGAUCUUGUCUUCGAUCGUGAUCCACAUGAACAACGUACUGCACUUGGUCAAGGUACAUAUGGAAAAGUAUAUGUUGCACAUGAUCGUUAUACAAUGAAGAAAUUUGCUGUCAAAGAAAUUCCUAUGCGAAAUCCCGUAUAUACAGAUGUAUUAGAAAAUGAAAUCAAAAUUCUAUCAACACUUAGUCAUAGAAACAUUGUAACUUAUUAUGGUUCAGCAAUUGAUCGCUCAAAGAAACAACCUGUCUUUCAAAUUAUUAUGGAAUAUGUUGAUGGUGGUAGUCUUUCACAACAUCUUUCAAAAUUUGGACCAUUUCAAGAACAAGUUAUUAAAAAUUAUACUCGACAACUUUUAGAAGGUUUACAAUAUUUACAUGAAAAUCAUAUUUUACAUCGAGAUAUUAAAUCAGCUAAUAUUCUUGUUAAUUCACGAGGAGAAAUAAAAAUUGCUGAUUUUGGUACAUCAAAACGUCUUGCUGGUCUUCAACUUUGUACAGAAGAUAGUGUUGGUACUCUUCAAUAUAUGAGUCCUGAUGUUGUACUUGUACCUCCAAUGGGUUAUGGACCGGAAGUUGAUAUUUGGAGUGUUGGAUGUACAAUUAUUGAAAUGGUAACGGGUAAAAUGCCAUAUCAUAAAAUUGUUAAUACAGGUGCAUUAAUAUUAAAACUUGGCAAUGAACGACUAUCACCAGAUAUUCCACAAGAAUUAUCAGAAACAGCAAAAGAUUUUCUAGCAAAAUGUUUUGAACCUACUCAAAAACGUCCAACAGCUAAAGAUCUAUUAAAUCAUCUAUUUUUUAAAACGAAACCUGCAUCACCACGAGAUCAAAACGGAAAUAAUCAGGGAGAAAAGUCACAUGACAAUGGUGGAAUACAUGUAUCAAAUCCUCCUGAAAUAUUACAUCGAAGUACUAGUGAAGAACCCGGUGUACCUGAACCAGCUCGUCUUCUUGAACCACAAGUAUCAAUUGAUAAUUGUCGUCGAUCAGAAUUAAUGCAUAUUUUACGGGAUAAUGAUAGUAGAGAAGAUCUUCUUGGUAAAUGGAUGGAUUUAAUCGAUGAAAAAAAUGAAACAGAAGUUUUGACAAUUGUAAAUAUAAUUUUUUUUUUCUUAUAUUAA
Rotaria sp. Silwood2 is the source of this 2274-nucleotide messenger RNA. The record is from the annotation of a GenBank genome assembly. NCBI's taxonomy places the organism in Eukaryota, Metazoa, Rotifera, Eurotatoria, Philodinida, Philodinidae.